This is a messenger RNA of Acanthopagrus latus (yellowfin seabream), 1855 nucleotides long. RefSeq lists its product as uncharacterized. The record is from RefSeq and is a predicted model, not a curated record. Bases 824 to 1546 code for a protein of 240 amino acids. The transcript is spliced from 6 exons. NCBI's taxonomy places the organism in Eukaryota, Metazoa, Chordata, Actinopteri, Spariformes, Sparidae.
GCUGAUGAUAAAGAAUGUAAAGGUGCAGACGUUACAGGAGCACCGAACAAAAUAAUGCAAAUGUAUUCAGCCAAGGACUUAAAACACGCUGCUUUGUCGGCCUUUUGAUUUCUGUGCGCUAUUUUUGCAGGCCUGUAUAAAACCCACAUGCUUCCUCCUGACCUGCUCUGGCUGCCGGUGAGUGUUUGCCUCAGGUGAGAGGUCUGGUGUCAAACUGUCCGACAGCGACAAUCUUAGCUGUCAUCACAGCCGGAGCCUGAAGGUGACCACUGACGGAGAUAUGAAAUGUUCCAAACCAAGUGUGCUGAGAGUCUGAUAGACUCGCCCGCCAGCUCUGAAAUUUGAAAAACCAUUAAAAGUUCUGUGGAGUCUGGUUAACUGCCCCCCCCCCACGGGUCAUAAAUUGAUUGACGGGUUUUAAAUGUUACAGACUGAAGGCUUUCAUGGGUGAGAUUAGGUUUAAUUACGAAUCUCUUUGUGCUAAUGUGUUUUUCUAUUACUGUCAUUAAUUAUCCUUUGGUUAGCUGGGGCUCUUUGCUUUCAUGUACUCCUUUUUUCCCGACAAUAACCAAGAUUUCAAAUAUACAGACACAUUGCAUUCUGCUGUGUGCCUUGUAUAAAAAAAAAAAUGGGGAAUUUAAUUAAACACUGCUGCACAGUGUUUGUUGUUGGCUAUUUUGGAAAAAGGAACUUAAAACUUCCCUUCCUCUCAGUUCCUCCAUUCUCACCUGUGCUUUUUGUUAUAGCCCACCAUUCAUAGUUGCACCUGUUUGCCUGGAGUGAGAGUGGCGAUUUUUUCUUUUGCUCCUCUAAAGAAAACAACAUGCUGCUCACUGGCUUUUAUGUCCUGCUCUUUUUGUGCAAGAGCACAGUUGCACAAGCAACGGAGCCAUGGACUACACUGUCACCUGUAACCUACAGUGCUACUGCUACCACUACCAGGGAGACUACUACCGCUCCAACUACAGAAGUACCACUAUCGCAUCUGCAGCUGACAGCCACACCAGACUACCCGGUUGCAGCAGGUCAAAAAGUCAUCCUUUCCUGCAGCGCGCUCACCAUGCCAGACAAUGUGGUUUGGACCUGGCGACGCUCAGAAAAUAUGAACUGGACAGAAGUACAAAAGGGUAGCAGUAGUGAACUGACCCUCACCGAGCCUCAGCAGAGCGGGAUUUACCAAUGCUGCCCCGAGAGCCCAUUAUUUCAGAUUAGCAAGUGCCCGCACCACAAGGUCUACAUCGUCUCCAUUCAUGCAACAGUCGGUGAAAAUUUAGGAAUCGCUGCCUUCGUUCUCUCUUUCCUGGCCUUGAUCAUCGACUUUCUAAUUCUCUUUUGGCUGGGCUGGAAAAGACUUGCCGACCCACAGCCCACGUCCACCACUGUGGCUAAAGGUUUGCCCGGACCUGAAAAGUCACCAAAGGGAGUUGUUCCACCGGCUGAUGGUGACGGAGAUGUGUACAUGAAUUACACAAGCACCAACCAAGCCUACACUGAUCUGGACCUCACCAAUAUGACUACGGACAAUGUGUACUCAAGUCUGUCAUGAACAGGGGGCAAGGAAGGAAGGAAGGGUGGAGAAGUGCAAUAACAAGAGGAAGAAGACACGGUGGUUAUAUCUGCAUAUUGAGCUCAACAAUGCCUUUAACCUGAUGGAUGAUCUUUUGUGUUCACAGUUUGUCUAUGUGUGGAUUACCUCAAAAGCUGCUUGAUUUCAUCGAAUUUGACAAAAUAUCUGAUUGUGGUAAAACCCACAGAUCUGUGGUACUCAUGUUAAACUAUUCUCGCUAAACAGGAAGAAACGCUUCUCUCUGUGUUUGUGCAUGUUAAUUAAAUCUGUACAAUUUUCAGUACUUCA